Molecule: messenger RNA, 441 nt
Organism: Hipposideros armiger (great roundleaf bat)
Lineage: Eukaryota; Metazoa; Chordata; Mammalia; Chiroptera; Hipposideridae
Product: histone H3
Exons: 1
Coding region: 6-416 (136 amino acids)
Cellular component (GO): nucleosome
Molecular function (GO): DNA binding; protein heterodimerization activity; structural constituent of chromatin
Source: RefSeq, a predicted model, not a curated record
ACACCAUGGCUCGCACUAAGCAGACUGCUCGUAAGUCGACCGGUGGUAAGGCUCCGCGGAAGCAGCUAGCCACCAAGGCGGCCCGCAAAAGCGCCCCGGCCACCGGCGGUGUGAAGAAGCCGCACCGCUACCGGCCGGGCACGGUGGCGCUGCGCGAGAUCCGGCGCUACCAGAAGUCGACGGAGUUGCUUAUCCGUAAGCUGCCCUUCCAGCGGCUGGUGCGCGAGAUCGCGCAGGACUUCAAGACCGAUCUGCGUUUCCAGAGCUCGGCCGUAAUGGCGCUGCAGGAGGCGAGCGAGGCCUACCUGGUAGGACUGUUUGAAGAUACCAAUCUGUGUGCCAUCCACGCCAAGCGCGUCACUAUCAUGCCCAAGGACAUCCAGUUGGCCCGCCGCAUCCGCGGUGAGCGGGCUUAAGGCCAUUUGUUACUAAGCAGACCAU